GCAUCAAGAGGAACUGCUAUGGAGCCCGUGCAAAUACAGGACGACAGCGGAAGUUGCUUGUCCCUCUUAGAAGAUGCCGGCUGCUAUUUCAGCCCCAACGUGGAACCAGAUCACAUCCUUGACCUUCAGAAUUUCAAGGCCAGGAAUGAUGACGUGUUGGUGGUGAGCUAUCCCAAAUCAGGCACCCACUGGGUCUCGGAGAUUGUGUCUAUGUUGGUCAAGGAUAGCUCUGUUCUGCUAGAUGACCCCAUCAUGCACACAGAGUACGUGCCUAUGGCCGCGCUGGACUCUCUGACGUCACCGUCCCCUACAACUCAUGGUUUAAGCACGUCGAUUCCUGGCUCGACUCUUGGCGAGAGGGAAAACAUAACGUGCAUCUUGUCUUUUACGAAGACCUUCACAGUAACUUCGAUGACGAAUUGCGGAAACUGGCCAGGUUUUUGGGCGUGGAGCUGUCAAAGGAGAGACUGGAGGAUGUCAAGCGAGAGACGAGAUUUGAAAACAUGAAAAAGAACAAGCUGGACAUAACUUUAUCCAUUUCCAAGACUGGCCAGACUGCUAUUUAUAAAAAUGGCCGGGUCGGAGACUGGGGCCGAUGGUUCACCCCUGAACAAGUUGGCCAAAUGGACGAGGAGCUGGAGGCCUGUGGUUUGCAUCGUGAUCCCAAGUUCAAAUACAGCCUGGACGACACAGACUAGUGGCCACCGCUCGUAGCUGCCCCGAGCAACGCCCAAGAACGAAAGUUUCAACCAACAAGAUCAGGGCAUAAUGCUGCCGUCUUAUGACAAAAACAAAACCAACAAAACCAACAAAACAAAACAAAACAAAACAAACGUAAAUGCGUAAUACGGUCAAAUAGUGGGGUUUAUUAAAUCAGGGGAGAAACCCUUUUUCAUGGCAUGUCUUUUUAUCUUGGUCUA
Messenger RNA from Aplysia californica (California sea hare), 920 nucleotides. Its product is annotated as sulfotransferase family cytosolic 1B member 1. Gene Ontology annotation, cellular component: cytoplasm. Gene Ontology annotation, biological process: sulfation. Gene Ontology annotation, molecular function: sulfotransferase activity. NCBI's taxonomy places the organism in Eukaryota, Metazoa, Mollusca, Gastropoda, Aplysiida, Aplysiidae. The record is from RefSeq and is a predicted model, not a curated record.